Molecule: messenger RNA, 1584 nt
Organism: Branchiostoma floridae (Florida lancelet)
Lineage: Eukaryota; Metazoa; Chordata; Leptocardii; Amphioxiformes; Branchiostomatidae
Product: glyoxylate/hydroxypyruvate reductase B-like
Exons: 7
Coding region: 250-1230 (326 amino acids)
Cellular component (GO): cytosol
Molecular function (GO): hydroxypyruvate reductase [NAD(P)H] activity; NAD binding; glyoxylate reductase (NADPH) activity
Source: RefSeq, a predicted model, not a curated record
UAUUAUUUUGUACCUGAACGUUAUCUUCGGAGAACAUAAAUUUAUAUAUUUUUGCAGUCCGUGAAUAGAUUUGAAACGACUGGAACGCCGCCCUCCCCUCGUUCUGUUGGAAGUAUUUAUGUUGAGGAGUUCUGUCGGCACCCCAGUUUCAGAUAUAUGGCUAUUUACAAAGAUAUAUCGUCUUGAACACAGCCUGGCCCGACCGUGCACAGUAUACGUGCCGGAGAAAAAUACAGAGCAUCUCAGGAAAUGGCGUCAUUGGAGGACAAACCGAUGGUUUUGACGUCUCAUGUUGACGAGCUGAACGCCUACCCGCAGAUAUUCGUACCCGUGAUCAAAAAGUACUUCCGAAUUGUUUGGUGGGCAGAUUUUGAAAAUGACCAGGAGCGAUAUGCCAAUGAAAUACAAGGGAUAUUGGUGAACGGUGGGCUGCCUAAGAUAACAUCAGAACUCCUGGACACCUUACCUAAUCUGAAGAUAGUCAGCACACUGGGUGUGGGGACUGAUCAUCUGGACUUACAGUUGCUGAAGUCCAGAGGUAUAAAAGUGUCCAGUGUGCCUGAUGUGAGCAGUGACUGUGUGGCAGACUGGGGCAUGACACUUCUGGUUGCCGCUGCCAGGAAGCUACCCGAGGCCAUGAAGUCAGCUACUGACACAGCAACUCCAUUCAACUACAACAUCCUGGGCAAGAAGAUCACAGGUUCUACUCUGGGGAUUGUUGGGCUGGGAAGGAUAGGCUAUCGGAUUGCUGAGAGAGCACUUGGGUUCAAGAUGAGGGUCCUGUACAACGACAUCACAAGACGACCAGAGAAAGAGGCAGCCUUGAGUCUGGAGUACUACAGCUCUCUGGACAAACUUCUCCCAAACUCUGACUUCAUCAUCACAGUGGUCCCGCUCACUCCACAGACACACGGCAUGAUGGGAAGGGAACAAUUCAAACUCAUGAAGAAAUCUGCUAUCUUUAUCAACAUUGCACGUGCUCCAGUGGUACAACAGGAUGAGCUGGUGGAGGCUCUGCAGAGCAGGACUAUCCAAGCUGCAGUGUUGGAUGUGACGUCCCCUGAACCCCUCCCCCCUCAUCAUCCUCUCCUUCACAUGCCCAACGUCAUCAUCACCCCCCACAUGGGUGCCAACAGUCUGGAGUCCCGCAGGGGGGUGGUGGAGGCUGGGUGUGAGAGCUGCACUGCAGCCAUUCAGGGGAAAGCCAUCCCCAGGGAGGUGGUCCUGUAGUAGACGGGGUGGGGUGGGGGUGCUGGAGCAUACCCACUUCAUCAAUGUCAUGAGAAAUUCAUAUUGUUGUUUGAAGAAUUAGAACUUUGCAAUUGUGCUACUCUUGUGUGAAAGCUAACUCUUGAUUCUGAGUUUUUUAGUUUGAAUCGACUUUGAGACAUUGGAAAACAAAUGAUCCAAUCUUUUCUGUUAUGUGUGGGGUUUUGUGAUGUUAGGAGGAGAACUGUUAUCUUUUGGUCAGUGAAAGAGGAGAAACUUGUGCGGAAUUUAGUGGCCUUUUCAACAGCUAUUUCCUUCUGUGAUUGUACAAUGAAAAAUAAAAUAAAUAAAAAAUAAAAUGUGUUGUUUUAACAA